AUGGAGACUGAUAAUUCGGAAAGCAAGCUGAUUAGAAAUAUCAACAGCAAAGUGUUUAUUCAUAAUAAUGGAGUUGAGUGUUCACCAACACAAGUGAGAAGAAUGUUGAUUCCCUAUGGUUUAUUAUCGUUGGAUAAAUUUAUUUCAGAUUUUAAUACAAGUUUCAAAGAAAGUGUUUCAUUGGAUACUUAUGUAUUUAGAUAUCAGGAUGAUGAAAAAGAUUGGAUUGAUUUUAGUAGUGAGUUAGAAUGGGUUACAGCUUUACAUAUGUGUCACACGAAUCAGAUGGCUCUUCUCAAAAUUCAAUUGAUUAAAAAAACAAUAGAAUCAAAGAGAAGAGAUGCCACCUCAAAUAAUAGAUAUUCACCAUAUACAACUGUUAGAAGAGAUAUUACACCUAGUAAUGCUCAUCAAGUUAUUCCUGAAAUACUUGGAUUAAUGAAUCGAUUUUUACCAAAUUUGCAACAACAACAGGAUUCUCUAGUAAUACCAGAUAGUGAAAAUGGACCACAUUAUGGAACUGUUUGUGAUGGUUGUCAGAUUAGAGAUUUUGUUGGAAAAAGAUACAAGUGUGCUGAUUGUGAAAAUUUUGACCUUUGUGAGGAAUGUUAUAAUAAUUCUGAUAUUAGAGAUCAACAUUAUGGAGGCCAUCACACAUUCAAUCCUCAUAUACUACCAAAAGUUCCAGAUGCAAAUGAUGAAAAUGUAAAUUUACAAUUGCUCAGUCAAUCAUUUGAAAAGAGCCUCUCAACACUCAACUCUAACACUCCUACUACCUCUGCUAGUGAUGUAAAUACCCUUGCUACUACAUACGAGAAGGAACUAGCAAUUCUGAUUGAUAUGGGGUUCGUGGACAAGAAUGAAAAUUUAAAGUAUUUAAGGAAAUAUAAUGGCGAUCUACAAAAAGUCAUAGUUGAUCUUCUUAACCAAAAGAAAGCUCAAGAACAGGAAAAUUCUUAUUUCAUAUAA
Naegleria gruberi is the source of this 969-nucleotide messenger RNA. RefSeq lists its product as uncharacterized. The transcript has a single exon. NCBI's taxonomy places the organism in Eukaryota, Heterolobosea, Eutetramitea, Acrasida, Naegleriidae. Bases 1 to 969 code for a protein of 322 amino acids. Gene Ontology annotation, molecular function: zinc ion binding; protein binding. The record is from RefSeq and is a predicted model, not a curated record.